AUGAUUUAUUGAGGGGUAUAUUCGGUAGUUUCCUCCCGCGCUUCUGCUCCAUUCUCCGGGCAGUGGUGCGAAAAGCUGAUGGUUGGAGCUUGGCGAACGAUCAGAUCAUUCGCACGAGAUGCUCUUCUGAAACCCAGACAAUAAACCCUAGGCGGGAGGAAGUUUUCCAACCUGCCGAUCCACUACGUGCAACUACAUUUGGUGAAAUGAUCGAUAGGAGUGCAUCACCUCUAGUUAAAUAUAAUCCUGGUGUACAGACAACAAAUUCUUCGUUGGAUGCUGAAAACUCUAAUUGGAAUUACUUGAAGAGAACAUCCUUUUUUGAAACCGGCGCUUCAACUUUGAAUCAUUUGAUGCCAAUAAUUAAUCAUCUUGAUAUUGAUGCAUUGAGCAAUUUAUCAAACUCUCUGUGUCCUGCUGCAAAAAUUGGAGGUGUGGAGUAUUUCUUGCCUUCCGGGAUUGGAUAUUCAUUAUCAAAUACUCAAGGAGAACAAACCAAUUUUGCAAAUAAGGUUGAAUCUGAAGAACCUGCAUAA
Molecule: messenger RNA, 536 nt
Organism: Phalaenopsis equestris
Lineage: Eukaryota; Viridiplantae; Streptophyta; Magnoliopsida; Asparagales; Orchidaceae
Exons: 3
Coding region: 207-536 (109 amino acids)
Source: RefSeq, a predicted model, not a curated record